AUGGCGACUUUGGCGGACCUGCCGGACUCAGUCCUGUUAGAGAUCUUCUCUUACCUCCCGGUCCGGGAUCGAAUUCGCAUCUCCAGGGUUUGUCACCGCUGGAAGAGGCUGGUGGACGACCGGUGGCUCUGGCGACACGUCGACCUGACUCUGUACACGAUGCGGCCUAAAGUCAUGUGGCACCUCCUUCGCCGCUAUAUGGCAUCCCGGCUCUGUUCCCUGCGGGUGGGCGGCUACCUGUUCUCAGGCUCCCAGGCCCCCCGGCUGUCCCCUGCCUUGAUGAGGGCCCUGGGCCAGAAGUGCCCUAACCUGAAGCGUCUCUGCCUGCACGUGGCCGACCUGAGCAUGGUGCCCAUCACCAGCCUGCCCUGCACCCUGAGGACCCUGGAGCUGCACAGCUGCGAGAUCUCCAUGGCCUGGCUCCUCAAGGAGCAGGACCCCACCGUGCUGCCCUUGCUCGAGUGCAUCGUGCUGGACCGGGUCCCUGCCUUCCGUGAUGAGCACCUGCAGGGCCUGACGCGCUUCCGCGCCCUGCGGUCGCUGGUGCUGGGCGGUACCUACCGAGUGACCGAGACAGGGCUGGAUGCGGGCCUCCAGGAGCUGGGCUACCUGCAGAGGCUGGAGGUGCUGGGCUGCACCCUCUCAGCUGACAGCACCCUCCUGGCCGUCAGUCGCCACCUCCGAGAUGUGCGGAAGAUCCGGCUGACCGUGAGGGGCCUCUCUGCCCCCGGCCUGUCCGUCUUGGAGGGCAUGCCAGCCCUGGAGAGUCUGUGCUUGCUGGGCCCUCUCAUCACCCCAGAAAUGCCUUCCCCGGCUGAAAUCCUCUCUUCCUGCCUCGCCAUGCCCAAGCUCAGGGUCCUUGAGCUGCAGGGGCUGGGGUGGGAGGAUCAGGAGGCCGAGAGGAUCCUGUGUAAGGGGCUGCCCCACUGUAUGGUCAUCGUCAGGGCCUGCCCCAAAGAGUCCAUGGACUGGUGGAUGUGA
This is a messenger RNA of Puma concolor (puma), 981 nucleotides long. RefSeq names its product F-box and leucine rich repeat protein 12 (gene FBXL12). NCBI's taxonomy places the organism in Eukaryota, Metazoa, Chordata, Mammalia, Carnivora, Felidae. Gene Ontology annotation, molecular function: protein binding. The record is from RefSeq and is a predicted model, not a curated record.